AUGCGUCCAUUUCGAUUCCUACUGUUACUCAUAUUCUUCGUUGCUCUCCCCAUUGCACUGACCUGCUGGUCAUUUCUCGCGGCCGGCGACGAGAGCCCGGCAGACUCAUUCAAUGCCGGCUACAACACCAGACCCAGUCGCUUGAGGGCGCUUUUCUCAUUCUCAACCCCGUCCUCCUUGUUCCCACCCUCGGCUGUCAUUAGCCUCACCAACGACAACUCGACCUUCUUCUUGGCACGGCCUGCUGCCUUUGGACCAAGCCUGCCAUCGAGGGGGCUGAGCGGACAACUAUGGGUAGGAAAGGGUUUUGGAGACGAUGCUUUAUUGAAGGAGGAGAACCUCCAUGUAGCAGGAUGGGAACUUGGUUGCUCAGACGUUCCAGGUUGGGCUGAAGAAAGGGCGCAGAGCAUCAAACACGUCACGGCUCUCGAACAUGAUGAGAGAAAAACAAAAUUACGCCGGAGUCUGGACAAUGUUGGGACGGAACACGACAGCGCCGCAAUGGAUGGGUCCUUUAUCGAAGACGAUGGCACUGACGACUAUCUACACCAUCCACUCCCCGAUUCGAACCCCGCACCCUCUGGUCAACCUGGCGAGCCUGCAAAAGCCGAGUCGGACAAGAACAAGACGCCCACUCAUGCCGAUAUUGAGUCCUUACAAGAAAGCGCUGCUAUCGCAGGAAAGAUCGUUAUGCUCAGUCGGGGCGGUUGCGGUUUCCUGGAAAAGGUCAAGUGGGCUCAGCGUCGUGGAGGCAUCGCCCUGAUCGUUGGAGACAACGAAAAGGGUGCGCAGUUGACGAUCAUGUAUGCCAAGGGCGAUACUUCCAAUGUCACGAUACCGGCACUCUUCACGUCAUACACAUCUGCCCAUCUGCUGUCUUCGCUUGUCCCAGCCGAAGAGAAGGACGACGAAGAAACGAACACCCCGAGCUCGGGGAAAACUUCAAACCAGAACCAGGACGCAAACAAGCCUGUUUUUACAUCUACGAAGCCCGCGAGCGAGCGAGCGACCACCGUACCAGGGGACAAGGAUGACGCAGACAACAGCUGGGUAGGUAAUGUAUUGUCCGCCAUGGGCCUGAACGACAAUUCUCCGUUUUCACAACACGAGGACAGUCGCCGACCCCCCAGCAGUGGGAAUGUAGAAUGGGUGCUAGUCGAAGACUGGAAGGAAGAAGCGCGCCCAGACCCUUUGGAGGAGGCAAAUACGCUCCCUAUUCUUCCCACGUCGUCUGCACCGGCGCCCAGGCCUAAAACCACGAGUGCAAAACGGCCGGGCGAAGAUGACUUCGUCAUCGGUGUCCAAGAUUGGCGAGACGCUGAUCUCGUUGCGCCGAAGCCUGCAACUACCUCAUCGAGUAAUGCGGGAAAGGCAGGAAAGGAUAUUGUCCAUGAUUCUCUCAGCUUGGUGAAGACGUCAAGCAGUCCAGAAGCCACUCUCAAGGGCGGCAGCAUCACUCCUGGAAGUGGAGAGUAUGACCACGAGAAAUCUGAACCUCCGAACCGCUUCAACCGUGGCAAAGCUCCUUCAAACCAAAGAUAUGGCCAUGACACCGACCGUCAAAGUAGGGAGAGGGCCUCGUGGCUCGAUGUCUUCCGGUCUGGCGACUCUCCAAGGGCGUCGAAUGGAGGUUCUUUAGCAGAGCAAAGCAGUCACGGAGAAAAGGUUCAAAGCGCCAAAUCAGCAUCACCGGAAGAUGACAACGAGCGCGCCGGCUUGUGGGUAACCCUCACCCCUACCAGCGUCUCGACCAGCCCAUUCUUCGACACUCUGCUCGUCCUGGUCGUCAGUCCCCUGAUGACUUUGACGGUUGUGUACGCACUGCUACUCCUCCGCUCGCGUAUCCGACGAAGAAGAUGGCGUGCACCGAAGUCCGUGGUCGACCGACUACCAGUCCGGACGUACCAUACCAUGACCACAGCCUCGACAACAUCGGCACAAGCAUCUCCAGAACAUGCAUCACCCACCUCUCCACUCCUUAUUUCCACAAGUCAAAACGUCUCUCAGCGCCCUCGGCCACGCUCGCAGACCACUGCAGGCAGUUUCGCGGGUGGAACCAGCGCCGAAAGUCAGUUUUUGCAGUCCCGAAGCCCCCAGAACGAGAAGUUGACCACCUCCCCGAAACCUGCAAAACGGAAACGCUACACGGGCCGGCAGGUUGAAUGCGUCGUUUGCCUCGAGGAGUACGUCGAUGGCGAAAGCCAAGUCAUGUCCCUCCCCUGCGGACAUGAAUUCCACGCCGAAUGCAUCACGCCGUGGUUGGUGACUAGGCGGCGGACUUGUCCAAUCUGUAAGGGCGACGUAGUACGGAGCAUGGCCCGCCAGCGGGCGCCACAUGUCGCCGAGGGUGACGACUCGGAGGAUAGCGGCGCGGAAAACGGCGUGCGCCUCGACGAGAGUACGAGCGAUGAUGUCCAGAACCGCGUCGCCCAGACAAUCAACGAGGAGCCAAGUGCCGCCAUACCCAUCCCCACCGUCGGUCGAGAAGACGAGGACAUCGAGCGCGGCCAGGACCCGGAUGUUCCCCUAGGCGGCCUGACGCGACCACGGCACGGGCGAGACGGCGAAGGACAGUCCACGUGGAGGAAUAUUGUCAGCGGGAGCGUCAAUCGCUUGAGUGGCGAUACGCUGUGGAGGCAGACGCCCGUCGAUCGGAAUCGAUGA
This is a messenger RNA of Cladophialophora carrionii CBS 160.54, 2664 nucleotides long. RefSeq lists its product as uncharacterized. The record is from RefSeq and is a predicted model, not a curated record. Lineage: Eukaryota; Fungi; Ascomycota; Eurotiomycetes; Chaetothyriales; Herpotrichiellaceae. The coding region runs from base 1 to 2664 and encodes 887 amino acids. The transcript is spliced from 2 exons.